Cinara cedri is the source of this 9591-nucleotide messenger RNA. The record is from the annotation of a GenBank genome assembly. NCBI's taxonomy places the organism in Eukaryota, Metazoa, Arthropoda, Insecta, Hemiptera, Aphididae.
UACACGCCGUCGGCCGGUUUGCACGCAGUGCGCACACGUUGCCGCGUAACGAACAUUCGCAUCGUCGCCGCAGUCGUGAUCCGUUUCGAACGCAGUCCGCGUCAUUGUUAAUACCGCGCGUUGUGCAACGUUCGUCUCCGCGGGUCGUCGUCAUGUUCUCUCCCACGCCGUCGCCGAUCUCUCGGACCGUGCAGUACAGAAAGGUGAGCGUCCCCGACAUUCGUAGCACACCCGAACGUCCCGUUGUGUAACGCACAGUCGUCCCCGGCGUUUCGCCUUCCCGUCCCCGUUCAGGGCCGAUGCGAGGAACACGCGGUGGUUUUCCGCGGAUUUCGUACCGUCCACUCGUUCGCGAUUUCCGGACGUCGCGCCGACGAGACCCGCGACCGCCCGUCGCGCCGCCGGAUUAAAACGAGUUCCCCCCGAGGGGGGAAAAACCCGUGGCCCCGUCCUUCGAACACUCCGCGUCAGUUUUCCCGGUGGUGAAAAAUUCGCCCGUACACGUGGAGAACGUAAACGGAACAAAUGGGCGCGCGCGGGGGUUUUUUUUUUCUUUUCCACGUUUAUCGCGUCCAGCGCUAAGAUAACCGUCUCGAAUACGUCGCUGGAUCGAUUGGCGUACGGGACGCGGACACGUUGUCCGCAUCCAUCAUGUCCGCCGUGUCGGAAAAUUGCGCGGCGAGUAUAAUUACGUAUUUCAACGGGCGUGUGUCUCGGGUACCCCCCCCCCCCCCNCCCCCCCCACACACACACACUCCCACCACCAUCCCCCAUCCCCACCGAAAGAACACCGCCUGGCGAUUCGAAAAAUACGGUAUUCGAGUUAUCGCCAUCGGAGUGGCAUGCCCCGGUACGGGUCAUCCUUUGGUGUUCUCGAAUUUUUCCCGUUCGUUCAAUGCCGAAGGCGUUGCUAAUUCAAAUGACCGCGAAUGUUCGCUCAAAAUUAAUAGACAAUACGGUCUCCUGCCGUAUGAAAAACACCUGACACUUCUGUGACUCCAUUGAAUUGCGCUUACUAAACGUCGCAUUCACGCAAUAUUUUUCUAGCCAGCGUUGAGUCGUGUCUCAAAAGUAACAGUGUCGCACGGGAAAAAAAACCAUAGAACCCCGCGGAGAACCGUGAAACGUUAGAAGUCGAUUUCCCGAAAUUUCCGUACUGUCAUCCGUGUCGUCAUCGCUGUUCUUUGCGGUAAACCGUUUCGCGCGGGAAAACUCGACCCGUUCGUGUCGUUUCGGUACUGACUACCGCGGUUUCACAAGACGCGUCGUUAAGAAGGACUCUAUCCGUGUACGCGCCGUACAUUUUUUUUCUUUGCCAACGCAAACGAAACUCAUGCUAUCGGUUAGUUCGUUUUGACUUUUCAAUUUACUCGGGAAAAAUGUUAUUGAGAAGUGAUAUUAAAAAAAAAAAAUAAUAACAAUAAUAAUAAUAAAAAUACGCUGAUACUGCUGCUGUGGUGGGCGUGCCGUCACAGUUAUGGGUGAGGAGCUGUAAGAGUUGGAUUCGAUUGAAUGCGUUGAAAUCGCGUUGAAUUCACAAACAUUUUGCCGGGCGGAACAACUUUAUCCGCGUGAAACCGGAUAGUAAUUUUCGCAAAAACCACUCGAGAAUUACAAACGCCUGGAAUGAAAAUCUCAAAACGCGCGAGAUUUUCGACCGGAACUUUGACCGCGUCCAGAAAUCGAUAACGCGAGUGGUCUGCGAAAUCGCAGGUCCCUUCGAUUACGUUUAACCGGAAUUUCAAAAGCAAAAUAAAACCUAAAACGGUAAUAUAGAAUCGUCCGCGUAAAACGCGUGUUUCUCCCCCUCCCGCCCCCGUCUCCCCCACCCCGUUAAACAAGUCAGAAAACUACAAGUCGAGACUAACGACGAAAUCUCCUCGGUUCGUCGAACAACGCAACGGACGAAUUGACUGCGCGAGCGACGAUAUUCACGCUCGAACGGACAAAAAAAACACCCGAAAAGCUCGCGCCGUCGUAAAAACCCGACGCGCCGGCGGACGUACUCGGAAUCCGAAACGGCACCGGGUGCUGUCUACCCGACUGCGCCGCGACGAAAUGUCGGCGACCGUGCAAACGGACCGCGCCGCCCCACCGGUCCUUUCGACGUUCGAACAAUCGCCGAGUUUGAAAUAUCCGUUCGGCGCGUACACGGUGCCCCGUGCGACUGUUCCGGUUCGCAGCUCUUCAGUAGCGCAGUCGCUGGACUUUCGGCUGUUCCGCGCGAUUCGCGAACAUUAAAUCCCCUCUCCCCCCCCGAAAAAACCGCCGGUUCGCGAUAAACGGAUCGCCCCGCACGGAUUAUCGUUCGUAAACGAUUGCGAUAACGUUCUCGUAAUCGUUUCGGAACUCCGUUCUUAUUAAUAUCCAGUGCACGCAUAGUCACUGUCAACCUACGUCAUUUUCAUAUUGUGUUUCAUAAUUUUUUUUUUUUUUCUCGGCAGAUAACCAAACCGCUACUGGAACGGAAACGCCGAGCCCGCAUCAACCGGUGUCUGGACGAACUCAAAGAUCUGAUGUUCACCGCGCUGGAGGUGAGUGAGAACGUGUCGGUCGUACGCGAAACGUCGGUAACAGCCGAGUUGCCCGGUGUCCUUCCGAUCCGGCCGGUUCGAAACCAGAAGUCAAUAUUCGAGAGAUAUUCGAUAUUCAACGCCGUGCGCGCGCCGCCACCCCUCCCCCCCCCACCGGCCGUUUCCACCCCGUGUAACAUCCCCGUGUAUUAACUGUUUUUUAAUCGCCGUUGUCCGGCAACGUAUCUUUUAAAGACCGUGCACUCGUCGUCCCCCGUCGCCGGCGAUAGAGUCGAACAACAUCACCAAUCUCGUUGAUAAUAAUAAUAAUAAUAAUAAUACAAAAAAAAUCACCGAAAACCCGUCGGCGACACCCCAAAAUAUUCGAUUUCGAAAUGCGAAAGCGCGCGGUACGGUAUUAUCCUCUUUGUUUUGAACGAUGCCGAGCGUGCGAAUGUUUCAUCCCGGUCGUAAAAACUUGAUCUCAUAAACUCUCGAAUCGCGUAACGGACGGACGGACGGGGAAUUGCGAUUUUACACGCGCAUUCAUAAAACACGUAUAAAUUGAAUAUUUCCGUGUGGAAAAAUAAUAAUAAUAAUAACAAUAAAAAAAAAAAAUGUACGGACUUUUUAAAUAUUUUAAUAUAUUGUUUAUCGGUAUACAGGCCGAAGGAGAAAACGUCGACAAACUGGAAAAGGCCGACAUUCUGGAAUUCACCGUCAAGCAUCUACAAAAAAUCACCCGGAGAGAUCCCGUCGAAGAAGCGUAUAAAUUUCAAGUGAGUUUAUUGUCACCCGUACGGUUUCUUGCGACCGUUACAAAUAACGAUAAUUAUUAUUGUAUUCAUAGUAUUGCCGUUUGGAAACGGUCAAAGUUUUCUAAUGAAACGCGGUCCACGGCCGUUGAUAAAAGGGGGUGGGGCGCCCGGGGAAACACCUCCAAACGCGAAAAUCAAGACUAUCGAGUCGGAAAUUCAGAGAUUUUUAAUUCGAUAAAAUACAUUUUUUUUUUUCGGCCAAUUUAUCACGCGUUAAAUACCGUAGCGCAUUGAUUUUUUUCAUUGUCAUUUUUCUAAUGAUAAAAAAUACCGGUUGAAAACAUUGUUGUUCGAACGUUGGCAAAUUCGGUGUUUGGAAUCGGACGGUUUCCAAUCGCACGCGUCCACUCUUCGUCCACACGGUUAACAUUCAUCAUUAAGAUAACAAGCAAUCCAUUCGGAAAAAUUUCUGGUCGAAUCUCAAAACUCCAAGUAUUGAAUGUUUCUACUGUACAUUUUUGCGGAAAAAAAUCAAGACCAAUACUACGUUCCUCGCCGUGCUCAGAAUCCGAAACUUUCUUUUUUUAUUUGCUUUUCGGCUCGGCGGGUUUAAUCGAUUUUUUUUCUUACGGUUGUGUGUGCGUGUGUGUGUUUGCGAGGGAAGGUUAGGAGGGACGGUGAAAUAACGACAUUACUUUUGUAUGUAUGAAAACUUCGCGCCAGAACAGUAUUUCGUACGAAACGAUCGAGGUCGUACACCAGCCCCGCGCGAAAACCGUCCUCGUCAACCGUCACACGGAGACGGUGGCGAAAUAUUUCAAAACGAGUAUCCACAGACACUUGAUACAUUCGGUAUCCGGUUACAAGAUAGUAGGCUAUUAUUGAUACUGGAACGCGGUCGCCACAGCUUCUGGAAACCUGGAAACGCGUAUAGGAAAACCUGGAGUUUUAAUUUCAAACUUCAACAUCGAUUUUCGUAAACGUUAACAACCGUUCGAUAAUCGAUUGUUUGAUCGAUUGUGCAAACAUUCCAAUACAUUUAUUUAAUCCGGUAAACCGUUCCGGAGAAAACGCGGGAAAUUCGAAACGGAAUUCACGAUGGCGACCGCGUGAAGCGACGAGUAAUUCGAAAUACUCGUAACAUUUUAUGCAUUCGCGCAUACCUUCCACACAAAUACUCGCAAUGUCUUGAAACCGAAACGUGAAUUACAUUUUGUACGCGCACGCUGUAGUAAAGUAAUAGUCGAAAGGACGCGGUGGUUGUUUAUUUGAAACGUUAUUUUUCCGGACUUCCCGAAAGUGCGUACACCCACUUACAAGUUCGACCGUCCUUCGGCUAUGACUCUCCGAAAUAAAUACCUGUUGGGGGGGGGGGCAGGGGUACUCGAUAUGCUUUCAGGAACUACGCGUCUAUCGCGAUACAAGACAAUACGAGAUUUUCGGUUUUAGCAGCGUAGAUAGCAACCGACCUAACCUAACGGUUAUGUCUUAUUUCGAGUAAAUCAAAUAAAUUUUUUUUUUUUUUUUUUAUAAAUAUUUUAAACAAAAUAUAACUAUUGGAACUAUCUAAACCGUUAAAAACCUCACCUAACCACUGUGAAAUUAGCAGUGUGAUUCCUAAAUAAUUGUCGAACGUUUUGACGCAGUUAUCUGACCCGAUUAUUGUUUACUGUCCGCAGGAAGGGUUCAGCCAUUGCGCCAGCGAAGCGUGCAGUUUCCUGUUGUCGCUGCCGGGCCUGGACUCGGUGGUGGGCCGUCGGCUGGUCGAGUACCUGGCCAAAUCGGUGUCCCGGGCCCUCGAAUCUCAACUCCCGGCGGCCGCGGCCGGCGCCCAGAAACUUUCCGCGGCGGCCGCCGUCUGUCCGACGGCCGCCGUCGACGACAACGACAUGGACUGCGGUUCGAACGCCGCCGCCGCCGCCGCCGCCGUUCUGCCCGUCGAGGCCGCAGCGGUGGCGCGCGGGCUCACCCCGCCGUCGACCAACGACCCGCCCGCGCCGCCGCCCGUUCACAAUACCGCGGCCGCCGUGCUCCUGCCGUCGCCGUGCACCGGACAAACGGCCGCCCUCCCGUCGGCGCCUUUGCCGGCGCCGCCGCAGAAACCCUUCGCCGCCCUGACCUCGUCCAACCGGGGCCCGCACACGGUCGUCCGGCCCAAGCCCACCAGGCCCGCCUUUGGCCAUCAGUCGGCGCCGUUAUUGUCGCCGGGCCCGCGAGACGCCGGUGCCGCCGCGGCCGGCCAACGCGACCCCAUGUGGCGCCCCUGGUGACGAACGACCGGCCGUCUUUGUCGACGAAAAACGGGGGAAAAAUAAAAACAAAAAAAAAAAAUGAUAAACGAAAACAAAUUAUUACGACGACGAAAAACACACCGAAGCGUAUUACAAUCGUCGCACACCUGACCGAUCGUUACAGUCGUUACUCGGUUAGUUACGUGACGCACGCGGCAAUACGGACGGCCGUCGCCACGCACGUCCGCGAGACGGUCAAACGGAAAAACGUCGCUAAUCAACGAUAACAACGGUGUUUAGUAGAAUAAAUACGGGGUUUUUUUUUUUUUGUCUAUUAUUAUUUUCUCCCCGCGACGUGCCGAACUGCCGCGCGCGCCGGCGCCGUUCGUUCGUCGAACGCGGACGCGGCGUCGAGAACGGAAUCGAACGGGGCGACAAAAAACAGUGACGUAGAACGCGAAACGGCGGGGCCGCCGAAACGAACGUCGGAAAACGCUAACGCUCCGCGAGAUGUCGAGCGGCCUCACGGCGACGACAGGCCGACCGACCCCGUGCACCAUGUGGUACGGCGCCGGCGGAUACAUCGACGGCAUUGCGCCGGCUCUACGGCCAGACCGGUACCGCGCGUUUGCCGAACGCGCCGGCCCCCGGAAUACGCAAUUUAUCGUCUGAACAUUCCGAUCCGCGCUGCGGCGCGCCGCGGACUCGUCUCCGCGUACGGCGUUCCGAACGAUUGUAUUUUUAUAUUUAUUUUUAUUAUGUUUUUUUCAUUUUUUUUUUUGUUUUCCCAUUUUAUUUAUCACUACUGCGUUAUUAUUGUAAUUUAUAUAUAUUUUUUAAUACCGUCGCUGCGCGGCCGUGCACUCUCGCGUAGUUUAUUUAUUUUUGUUUGUUACCGUUAUUGUUCGGUUGUUUUUGCGCGGACGGACCUGUUACAGUGUGUUCGCCGGUGUACUUCGCGCGGCGCAACGGUUAUUCGGGCGUUCGGGACCGGGUUUAAGGGGGCGGGGGGAGUGGACGGGGACCCCGGCAGGGCCAAAGUAACCCGGCGAUGACAGUCGUCGGGGACGUCGGGGGAACGGAACGAUAAUCGCGGUCUCCUCGUAUGCCACUCGGCGCAGAGCGCAGGCCGGGUCGCGGAGACGGACGUGGCGUGGACGCGGACGUUCGCCGCAAAAAAAAAAAAAAAAAUCGCCGGCCACGCGGCGUCGGCCCGAAUCCGGCUUCCCCUCUUCCCGCCCCCCCCCCCCCCCCUCGGGGGGAUAUACGUUGUCGGAAACCGCCCUCCCCUCCCCCUUUCGCGUGUACGGUCGACAAUUUGGGUCGGACGUUACGCUAUCGCGUUGCGUCGUAUCGCGUACGCGGGUCGAGUGCGGCGCUUUAAGCGUGACUCGGGUCGCCGGGGCUGUUACGGUUAUUAUCGGUCAGUCCGGUGCUUCGGCUGUUCCCGGCCGCGUCGCGUUUUCAAUGAUGAUCUCACCGGUGCCGUCGGAUCGGCAAAAGUCCUUUCGCGCCGCGCGUCGUUACUACGCCGACGCGAGACUGACGGCCUACUUAGGGUUUUAAUAUUAUUACUAUUAUUACUAUUAUUACUAUUAUUAUUAUUAUUAUUAUUAUAAUUAUUAUUAUUAUUAUUAUUAAGACUUUUCGCUUUGUUUGUCUUUUUUUUUUUUUUUUCGUAUUAGUUUUUAAUAUCCAUUAUCAUUAUUGGCGCGCUCGUAACGCAUUUGUUCUCUUCCGCAUCCGGCACGCGAUAAAACUAAUAGUGUUUAAUAAUAUUAUCGUAUAACUGUCGUUUUAUCAUUAUUAUUGUUAUUAUUAUUUGUAUUAAUAUUAUCAUCGUCAUCGUUAUUAUAGCCGUGUAAGUAUUGAUAAUACCACAUAAUACACCGUGUAUAACAACAUAUUAUUGUACCGCGUUCCUGUGUAACGCACGCUGCAGUUUGUAUCCUUAAAUACCAUUACCAGAGGCGUAGCCGUGAUCCGUAAAGAGGACGCGGGGGAGACGAGGGCAACGGCCCCGGGGACCCGAAAAUUCCAAUCGUAUUUCGUAUAACUCGCAACAGUUAUUGUAUUUUUAAGGGGACAUAAUAUUUAAUGUGCACUGUUGGAUUUUGAAUUUGAAGCACGUGGGAUCUGUAGCGUUACAUCGAAUCUCUUGCGGAAAGAAUUUACCGAAAACAAAUAAUAUAUCCUAAGAAAUAGCCGGCCGAGUGACUUGGACGCGAAAUCUGAACCCGUCACAGGUUACUUAACCCUUCAACGCCCGUUGUAGCAAAUAUGCAACGUGCCAGAACACUAUGUUUCCACGCUACAUAUUAUGCGGAUUAUAAAAAACGCGUUGCGCCGUCUAAUGGAUAGUUCGGGCACUAAUCUAUGUUUCACGUUGAUACGCACACGCGAACGUUAUCAGUUCCCGUUUUGUAAAGGGUUUCAAACUUGAUAACGUAAUUUAACGGUUUUUCUCUUGUGUGUGUGUGUGUGGUUUUUAUUUUCUUGAUUUAUAAAAUGUGUUUUGAAUGAAAAACACUAUUUUAAAUCAUCCAAGAUGAGACUUAAAAUUAUUAUAAGGUAUAUAUAUAUAUGAAACUUUUCGGUCAUUCAUAACACACAAAUAAAUAAUAAUUAAUAACGCGGUAGUUUUACUUGAGUUUAUUUUAGUGCUUAAGUCAUAAUUCUCUAAUACAAGCAAAACUAGUUUAGGAUAUUUUUUAUGUCAAAAAAAAAUUGGGCAUUGAAGGGUUAAAAUCCAUCAUAAAUAUAUGAAAUAUAUAAGUAUAUAUUUCAAUAUUUCAUAAUCACAAACUCAAACCGCUAAUAAUUUAUGAUCAAUAACAAACAUUUCGUGCGUACCAUUAUAUUCCAUAUUUCAUCCUGGCCUUUCAAAAACCAGACUCCGCUCAGAAUCAUUUUUCGUUGGCAAUGAUUUCUCGUUGGUUAUAUGUAUAAAUUAAAUAACUUUAUGUAUCUUAACUUCCCGUCUUCUUAUCUACAACAGUGGCACGCCCAUUCUCAGUAUCAGGUUUUCUUUCUUUUUUUUUUUUUUUUUUUGUGGGCCUAUUAACAACUUUUCUACUAGGAAUUUUGUUUGGAUCAAAAACCGACAAGAGAAGUUUUUUUUAUAGAAGAGGUAUUUUGGAUUUAGAACAUAUUAUUGAUAUUUUUAUGAGUAGAUAGGUAUGGCCAUAGUGUUUGUCACAUUUUCGUUUAGUCCACUCCCGCUAGCGCAUCUCCUCCACUCCCGGCCUACGUCGUAGUUCUCUAUCACAAUGGUUCGAGCAUAAACAUUAUAAACCUUUAAUUAUUUGUAAAACCAAAUUGACUGAUUAUGUGGUAAGGGUGGAAUGGGAUAUAUAGAUUAUAUAGGUUUCGUGUUUAAGUUGAUUGUUGAUCGUUUUGUUUUAACUAGUGGUUAAAACAGAAUUCUAAUCAACUAAAUAAAUAAAACUGUUUUUCAAACAAAAAUGUAAAGCAUUUUUUAAAGAACAAAAAAUCAUGGAAAAAAAGCUAUUGAAAAAAAAUAAGUCGUCGCGGCGUCUAAUAAAAGCGUUUUAUUUAAAAGUGACCACGACGAGAUUGUAAUGUUUCAAAACAGAUUUCAAUAACGAAAACGAAGAGUUGAUGACAGUUGACCUCAAAAAUAUGAAAAAACUAGAAUAAAUUAUUCUAUUUGGUACCAGAGAUACGAUAAGUGUAGGCACUUACAGGCACACAAAGUUGUAAUUUUACCCGAAAAAUGACUACCUUACAAAUUAAAUCCGUCAAUUUGUACGCCUAUACACAGAAUGAUUUUUGUAAAUCAUAAACCAGUAAUUUUCUCGGAGAAUUUUAAAUGAAUUGACUUCUGUUUUUUUUUUUUUAUCACUGUGGAAUCAUUGAAGUUAAAUCAUUUUAGUUAUCAUUUAAAGAAGUUCAUCAUUUUAAUUGUAUGCACUUAUCAAAAUGUCUAGAAAACUAUUCUCUAUUAGAAUUUGUGUUCAAAAAUGAGAGUUCUAAUUUAAAAAACAAAAGUAUCUAUGUAUUUAUUUAGGGUACAUAGAGUAAGGAUAAAAAACUAAAAAUGAUUUUAAAACAAAAUUUUAAACGGUU